This is a messenger RNA of Homarus americanus (American lobster), 1488 nucleotides long. RefSeq names its product DNA-directed DNA/RNA polymerase mu-like. The record is from RefSeq and is a predicted model, not a curated record. Lineage: Eukaryota; Metazoa; Arthropoda; Malacostraca; Decapoda; Nephropidae. Bases 73 to 1443 code for a protein of 456 amino acids. The transcript has 9 exons. Gene Ontology annotation, molecular function: DNA binding; DNA-directed DNA polymerase activity. Gene Ontology annotation, biological process: double-strand break repair via nonhomologous end joining. Gene Ontology annotation, cellular component: nucleus.
CUGAGAGCCUGGUAAUCCCAAACACCAAUUACCAAGUAAAUUGUGGAUUGUGUUGCCUUGUUCUGUACAAGGAUGUCAGUUGCGAAGAAAGCAAAAAUAGAAAGGAUCACUGUAGAUACAAGGCCCAGCUGUCAGUGUUAUUCUAUGGGUAGUGUUAACAUGUGUCAAAAACCAGAAGACAGUAAGAUAGACCUGAGACAAGAGGGCUCCAAGGAAGGUUAUCACAAGGAUUAUAAGGCAACGGUGUUCAUCGUUAAAGAAGGAAUACAAAACAAACGCUUUUGUGUAAUCCACAAGUUUGCUUCAAACAACGGAUUUAUUUGUGAAGAAAAACUUUCAGAGAGAGUGACUCACAUGAUCUCAGAACUUAGAGAUAUGGGACAACUAAGCCGGCUGUAUCCUUCACUCUCAUCAUAUCAUCACAUCAAAGUUGUCUCCAUGCAGUGGCUGUACAGUUGUGUCAGAAAGAAAUCUCUCUUACCUGAAGAAGAGUUUACAAUACCAGGAUAUUAUGAUUGGCUGUCUCAGAAGAUGCAACAGCCACUGAAAGCUACCACUUUCCACAUGGUGUCCCAAAUCCAAGAGGAAAAAUGUCACAGUGAAAGUUACUUGUCACAUAAUGAUGAAGAACCCCUCAGGAAUGACGCCCACACUGAUGGCAGUGUUGCUUUCAUGACAGAACACGUGCCUUUUGACAAGGAUCACUUCAAUAGUAAUAUGUUGGAGAGAAAUGCCCCACUGAAACACUUCAACCUACAACUUAUGGAACCGUUGGCGUUUUUAAGUGACUACUGGAUUGUGAUGGGAGAUGAACGAAGAUCUCUAGCCUAUGCCAAAGCAGCUGCUACCAUCAAGUGUCUUCCCUUUCCUGUAACAAUGAUGGAACAGGUAAUAGACUUGAAAGGUAUAGGAACUGGACACAGCCUUAAAGUGCUUCAAGAAACACUUGAGACUGGCACUUGCAGGGAGAUGGUGGUUAAGAAAGACUUUGAGAAAUACAAAGUUAUGAAGAGUUUGACUGGUGUGUAUGGUAUUGGAUCAAGUCUAGCUGAGAAGUUGUAUAGCACUUACAAUAUCAGAUCUGUUCAAGAUAUCAUCAGGCUGUGGAAUGAAUUGAAUCUUUCUGAUGAAAGAAUUAAAUAUGGUUUAGCUUAUUAUGCAGACUUAAACUCUCCUGUUCCAAGGGAGUCAGCAGACAAAAUAAAAGAUAUAGUGAAGAAUGAAUUAGACAAAGUCAAAGCAGGAUGCACAGUGGAAAUAGCAGGUGGAUUUCGCAGAGGGAAACUGAGUGGCCAUGAUGUCGACCUCCUAAUUAGAUGUAACAAGAAGGGAGAAGAGAGAGGUGUUCUUUCCAAAUUGUUGAAGCAACUUAAGCAUAGAGGUUAUAUUCUUCAAGAGAAAAUGGUGAAAUCAACCUACGACGAUGAUGAUGAGGUACAGUGAAAGAUAGUCAAGUGUACUGUUUUUUUCUUUUCAGGAAGAACACUA